CUCAUUCUGCACUUCGAAUGAGGUGACGAAAGUCGAGUCGAAUGUGUCACCCGAUUCCCGUAGUCGAAUGCGGUGAGAAGAGUCGAUGUGAGUGAACACCAAUGAACUCUCACCGCAUUCUCAUAGUCGAUUUUGAUCGACAAACGUCGCUUUCAAGUGACGUUUGCGGGUGAGAAGAGUCGCAACCUCCAGAGGUGUCGAGAGAGAUCGAGUGUUGUUGAAAACAAAUUGAAAUACAAGUUUUUUGAACAAGCGCCGGCUGCGGUACCAAAUCUGCAGCAUCAAGUAAUCGACGCGGACAACCUGGCGCACCCGAACAGUAAAGGAGUAAAACAAAUCGCAGCGGAACUUCCAGAAACGGGAUUUCGGUCGAUUGCCGGAUGGAAUCAAGUCUCCAAAUCAACAUGGUAGAUCUGGCGUACGACAUUGUGCAGUUCCAGAAGGUCCAAGAUUUCAAAUGGUUGGAUCGCUAUGAGAUAACGCAGAUCGAGGAUGACAACGGAUUACCCACAAAAGAGCCGGUAAAGAUUAGCUGACUAAAAAGGCCCAUAAGCUAAACAAUUUCUACGUUGUGAGCUAUCUGAAAAUCAGCCUUCGACUUAUCUACAAGCAUCCCGGCGAUCUGAAUUACCACCUCAAACUGGAAAAUAGAUCGAUCCCGGCCUUUUUCCUACCAACGUCCUUCGGCACUCGACAGAACUUGCUAACGAAAAUAUCAAACGACACUGUGGCCUAACAUCGUUUACUGUUGAAGAGGCCACACCGUUGAUCCACCAGAACCAGCGGCUGUGGUCGGUGGCCCACUUUCGCAACAACCACGCCGAGUUGGCCCAGGAUCUUCAGGAACUGUUGUCAUCCUGCGAACUGGCAUCCAGCACAUUACCUACUGGCAGCACAUUGCGCCGUGAUGGCUGCGGACCACCUGUGUUCUGAGCAACGACCCGAGUAGCGAUUUGGUUGCCACCAAUGGGGUGCGUAUAAAACAGGCACCGGGCACUUCGCAUCCGAAAAGAGCCGAGCGCCGGUUUCCGGAUGUCGUCCAAUGACGACGAGGGCGACGUAACGAAAAGUUCUCAUCAAAAUCAUCCCGAUACCAAAGCUUGCUGUAUCGGAAGGGCAUCCAGGUGGCGAUUACCGUCAUCAGAAAGGUAUAUGCCCGGUGAAGUAACUCAAGUGAAUCCUGAGGAUGAUCGGACCAGCAGGAAAUAAGGCCGUAAAAUCGGUAUCUAGAAGUUCGUGAACGUCUGCUUGUGGAAGCUGCUUAUGCGCAUCACAAAUCUCAAUGGAUAUGAUGCCGCGAUGUUUACGCGGAGUGUAAUUUCAGCAAAUGAAUUUCAAAAUUAUAAUCUUGAAUAAAUUUAAUCAUGUUUUAACUUUGUGACUGUUAAUGGUACUAUUGCAGAAAACUUCUUUGCGGAACGGCGGAUCAGAACGCCAGAAUCAAUAAUCCGUCGGCGAUCAUGUGGGUUUUCGAACAUCCUUCAGAAAUGAAGACGAAAAAUAUGCAAUGUUUUAUAUUACUCGCGUUACUGCAAUGAUUGUUGGCUCUUCGUCGAUUUUCUCUUUUGUUAACAACUUGGCAGACCAUUUUUUAGUGGUUUUUAUUGUUCUAGAGCUAGUACUAGUCGUCCUGCAAUGAAACUCACCGAGAGAUCAUCCGAACGUUGAACGUAUUUCCCUGAAUAAUCCGAAGAGAUAAUCGAUGAAGAGAAUCCAAUCAUUACGCCCGUAUGAUAUACUACGCGAGAUUAGGACCCUAAUUAUUUUUAAUUUUUUCUCCAAAGAUACCCCCAGGAAUUCUCACAGACAUUCUCUCAAGGAUUCCUCCAGGAAUUCCUCCAGGGAUUCCUUUAGGAAUUCCUCUAGGGAUGCCUCUAGAGACUUAUCCAGGGGUUCCUCCAGGGAUUUCUCCACAAAUUCUUCCAGACGUUCCUCCAGAGAUUCUUCCAAGAAUUGCUCCAGGAAUUUCUCCAAGGAUUUCUUCACGAAUUCCUCCAAGAAUUCCUCCAGGGAUUCCUUCAGAGAUUUCUCCAAAAAUUUCUCCAGGGAUUCCUCCAGAAAUUUCUCCAGGAAUUCUAGGGAUUCCUCCACGAAUUCUUCCAGACAUUCCUCCAGAGAUUCCUUCAGGAAUUACUCCAAGGAUUCCUUCGCGAAAUCCUCCAAGAAUUCCUUCAGAGGUUCCUGAAGAGAUUCCUCCAAAAAUUCAUCAAGGAAUUUCUCCAGAGUACUUCCCAGAAACCAUCCAGGGAUUCUUUCGAGAAUUCCUCCAAAAAUUCCUCCAGGAAUUCCUCCAAGGAUUCUUUCAGGCAUUCCUCCAAGAAAUUCUCCAGGGAUUCCACCAGAAAUUCCUCCAAGGAUUUCUCCAGGAGUUCCUCCAAAGAUACCCACAGGAAUUUUCACAGACAUUCUUCCAGGGAUUUCUCCAGAAUUCCCCCAAGGAUUCCUCCAGGAAUUCCUUCAGGGAUUCCUCCAGAGAUUUCUCCAGGUAUUCCUCCAGGAAUUCCUCCAGGAAUUCUUCCAGAGAUUCCUCCAGCAAUUUCUUCAAGGAUUCCUUCAGGAAUUCCUCCAAGAAUUCUUUCAGAGAUUUCUGCAAAGAUUCCUCCAAAAAAUCCUCCAGGAAUUAUUACAAGGAUUCCUUCAGGAAUUCCUCCAGGAAUUUAUCCAGAGUAGUACCUCCCAGAAAAACUCCAAGGAAACUUUCAAGAAUUUCUUCAAAAAUAUCUCCAGGGAUUCCUCCAAGAAUUUCGCCAGGAAUUCCACAAGGGAUUCCUCCAAGAAAUCCCCCAGGGGAUUUUUUUCCAGAAAUUCCUCCAAUAAUUUUUCCAGGGAUUCUUCCACGGAUACCUCCAGGAAUUCCUCCAGGGAUCCCUCCCGGAAUUUCUCCAGGAAUUCUUCAAGACGUUUUUACAGAGAUUCCUCCAGAGAUUCAUGCAGGAAUUUCUCCAUGGAUUCCUUUAGAAAUUCCUUCACAAAUUCAUCCAAGAAUUCAUCCAGGGAUUCCUUCAGAGAUUCCUGAAGACAUUUCUCCGAAAACUCCUCCAGGGAUUCCUCCUAAAUUUUUCAGGAAUUCCUCCAAGUAUUCUUCCAGGAAUUUCGCAAGAGUACGCCCCAGAAAUCAUCUAGAGAUUCCUCCAAGAAAUCCUACAGAGGUUCCUUUAGAAUUUCCUCCAGGGAUUCCUGCAGGAUUUCCUCCAAUAAUGGCUCCAGGAAUUUGUUCAAAAUUGUCUUGAGAGAUUUCUCCAGAAAUUCCUCCAAGGAUUAUUUCAGGACUUCAUAAAAGGAUUCCUCCUGUGAUUCUUGCAGGAAUUCUCCCAGGGAUUCUCCAGGACUUCCUACUGGAAUUUUUCCAGAAAUUCCUCCAGAGAUUACUCCAGGAAUUCCUCCAGGGAUCUACACAGGAAUUCAUCUAAGGAUUCUUUCAGGGAUUCCUCCAGGGUUUUCCCCAGGAAUUUGUCCAGGAAUUCCUCCAGGAACUCCUCCAGCAAUUUUUCCACGGAUAUCUCCAUGAUUUUUUCCAGGGAUUCCUCCAGAGAUUCCUCCAAGAAUUCCUCCAGGAAAUCCUCCAGCGAUUCAACCAGAGAUACCUCCUAGGAUUCCUCCAGGGAUUCUUUCAGAAAUUCCUCCAUGGAUUUCUUCAGGAAAUCCUCCAGGGUUUCCUUUAGGAAUUCCUCCAGAGAUUCCUUCAAAAAUUCCUCAACGGAUUCCUCCAGGAAUUCUUACAGACAUUUUCCAAGUAUUCCUCCAGGAAUUCGUUCAGGGAUUCGUCCAGCAACUUCUUCAGAGAUUUCCCCAGGAAUUCUUUCAGAUGUUCUUCCAAGGACUCCUCCAGGAAUUCCUUCGGGAUUCCUCCAGAAAUUUCUUCAGGAAUUCCUCCAGGAAUUUCUCCAAAGAAUUCUUUAGGUAUUCCUUCUCGAAUUCCUCCAAGAAUUCCUGCAGGAAGUCCUCCAAGAAUUCCUUCAAGAAUUCCUCCAGAGAAUCCUCCAAGAAAUCCUCCACGGAUUCAUUCAGUAUUCCGCUAAGGAUUCCUUCAGGAAAUUCUUUAAGAAAUCCUCCAGGAAUUCCUUUAGGGAAUCCUCCAGGGAUACCUGCAGGGAUUUCUUCUGAGUUUCCUCCAGAAAUUUCUCCAGAGAUUCAACCUGGAAUACCUCCAAGGAUUCCUACAGAAAUUCCUUCAAGGAUUCCUCCAGCAAUUUCUUCAGGAAAUCUCGAAGGAAUUUCUGAACGAACCUCUAGAGGAAUUCAUGGAGCAAUUUCUGGUGGAAUCUCUGAAGAUACAGCUGUACAAAUUUUUUUUAAGGACUCUGAAAUAAUACAUAAAAGAACUCCUGAAGGAAUUCCUCGAGGAAUUUCUGAAGGAAUCCCUGGAAGAAUCCUUGAAGGAGUUCCUGUAAGAAUCCAUGAAGGAAUUCUUGAAGAAAUCCUUGAACGAAUUUCUAGAGGAAUCUUUGAAGAAAUUCC
Messenger RNA from Aedes albopictus (Asian tiger mosquito), 4458 nucleotides. Its product is annotated as YLP motif-containing protein 1-like. The transcript is spliced from 2 exons. The coding region runs from base 1869 to 3230 and encodes 453 amino acids. Lineage: Eukaryota; Metazoa; Arthropoda; Insecta; Diptera; Culicidae. The record is from RefSeq and is a predicted model, not a curated record.